Messenger RNA from Salvia splendens (bonfire salvia), 750 nucleotides. RefSeq names its product transcription factor bHLH95. NCBI's taxonomy places the organism in Eukaryota, Viridiplantae, Streptophyta, Magnoliopsida, Lamiales, Lamiaceae. The coding region runs from base 1 to 750 and encodes 249 amino acids. The record is from RefSeq and is a predicted model, not a curated record. The transcript has 3 exons. Gene Ontology annotation, molecular function: protein dimerization activity; DNA-binding transcription factor activity. Gene Ontology annotation, biological process: regulation of DNA-templated transcription; endosperm development.
AUGUUAGCGAUGGCUGAAAAGCUUGAGCGUGAUGAGUUGUGGGACGACGACCGAUCAUGGUCGUUUCCAAAAUUAGCAAUUGCUGAUGAAGAUGGUGCCAUGAAGUCCGCGGACAUCAGCACCUCUGUGGCGGCCAAGGGUAAGAAGAGGAGCGCUGUGGUGGCUGCAGAGUCGGAGGAUCAUGAGCUGCAUAUAUGGACAGAGAGGGAGAGAAGGAAGAAGAUGAGAAACAUGUUCUCCAAUCUUCAUUCUUUGCUCUCUCACAUCCCUCCAAAGGCGGACAAGUCGACGAUUGUUGAUGAAGCUGUGAAGUACAUAAAGAAACUAGAGCAAACUCUGCAGGAUCUGGAGAAAAGAAAGAUGCUGAGUCUCAAAGAUUCAUCAUUGAUCCAAUGGAGAGAAGCAUUUGUAGGGGAACUGCAGCUGCAGGGUCCGAACCCGGUGUUUGCAGGGCCCGAAUAUCCACCCAUUUUCAACACAUGGACAUCUCCUAAUGUAAUCCUCAACAUUUGUGGGAGAGACGCUCAAAUCAGUGUGUGCAGUGUUAGAAAUCCCGGCCUGCUCUCCGCCGUCUGCUUUAUGCUCGAGAAGAACGAUUUGGAGGUGCUUUCUGCUCACAUCUCCUCCGAUCGGGCUACAUGCAUCUACAUGAUCCAUGCCCGGGUAUAUGGAGGGUUAGACCAGGCAUUACCCACUGAAGAAAUAUUCAAGCAUGCAGCAGCAGAGAUUAUGAUGUGGCUUAGUUCCUAA